This is a messenger RNA of Capsicum annuum, 2353 nucleotides long. RefSeq names its product probable WRKY transcription factor 20. The record is from RefSeq and is a predicted model, not a curated record. Gene Ontology annotation, molecular function: sequence-specific DNA binding; DNA-binding transcription factor activity. NCBI's taxonomy places the organism in Eukaryota, Viridiplantae, Streptophyta, Magnoliopsida, Solanales, Solanaceae. Gene Ontology annotation, biological process: regulation of DNA-templated transcription.
CUCUUCUGAAUCCGUCAAUGGAAGAUUCUCACUCUCACUCUCACUACCCUCGCCCCUAUAGCAACUCAGCUCCACUCUCUUCCAUCAAUGAAACUUCUGAGCAAGUCAAAUUUUCAAGCUCCGAUGCUGCGCUCUUCUCCAGCUCUGAUGCUGCGUUCGUCUACUCCUCCGCCUUUGGAUCGAACAGUAGUAGCAGUGCUAAGUACAAACUGAUGUCACCUGCUAAGCUCCCGAUCUCUCGCUCCCCGUGUAUAACUAUCCCUCCUGGUCUCAGUCCUUCUUCCUUUCUCGAAUCUCCCGUUCUUCUUUCUAACAUCAAAGCUGAGCCUUCUCCGACCACAGGUUCCUUCUCCAAGUUUCAACUAAUGCAAGGCUCUAGUGGGAGUGCUGCUUUUUCAUUGAUGAGAAGCUGUUCCAGUGGAAAUGCAUAUGGUGAAACGACCGGCGAAUUUGAGUUUGAAUUUCCUAUUGGAUCUAGCUCUACAUCAGGAUCACUGGCAAAGGAAGCUGUGAUUUGUGCAGGUUUCAACCAACAGCAAAGUGAACCACUGAUUCAAGUUCAAAAUCGAUGUCCUUCUCAAUCAUUAGCACCUCCAGCUCUUGUUAAAAGUGAGAUGCCUAAUUCAAAAGAGCUGAGUCUACCUACACCUGUUUGUUUAGAUGCCUCGUUAAUUAGUACUGCUGCUGCUGCAACUGAUAAUGAGGAGGUAAAUCAAAGAGGUCAAUCAAAUCCAAGCUCGCACAGGUCAUCUGCUGAUAAUAAAAAUGUAUCAUCAGUAACAGCUGAUAGAUCGUCUGAAGAUGGGUAUAACUGGAGAAAGUAUGGCCAGAAACUUGUCAAAGGAAGUGAAUUCCCAAGGAGCUACUACAAAUGUACAUACCCAAACUGUGAAGUUAAAAAGAUAUUUGAGCGCCCUCCUGAUGGACAAAUAACAGAGAUUGUGUAUAAAGGUUCCCAUGAUCAUCCUAAACCCCAACCCAACCAUAGGUUUACUCCUGGUGCUCUUACGUCCGUCCAAGAAGACAGAGGUGAGAGAGAAGCAUGCCUCACUGGUCAAGAAGACAAAUUCAACACUAAUGCCCAGACUAGUAACACUGAGCCCAGUGGUACUCCACUAUCACCUCAACAAGCAGAUGAUGAUGGUCUUGAAGGUACAGUGUCUCAGUUGCACAGCUCUAAUGAUCAGAUGGACGAAGAUGAUUCAUUUGCAAAAAGAAGGAAAAUGGAUGGUGUCAUGGAUAUUAUACCAGUUGUUAAGCCUAUCCGUGAACCACGUGUUGUUGUUCAAACUGUGAGUGAAGUUGAUAUAUUGGAUGAUGGAUACAGGUGGCGGAAGUACGGUCAAAAGGUGGUACGUGGUAAUCCUAAUCCCAGGAGUUAUUACAAGUGCACCAAUGCUAGAUGCCCUGUCAGGAAACAUGUGGAGAGGGCAUCCCAUGAUCCCAAAGCUGUAAUUACUACAUAUGAGGGGAAACACAAUCAUGAUGUACCAACAGCCAGGACUAAUAGCCAUGAAAUGGCAGGAUCAGCGCCUGUAACUGGGAGUUCUAGGGUCAGAGUGGAAGAGAAUGGUGCAAUUAGCUUGGAUCUAGGUGUUGGUAUAGGACAUGGCAUGGAGAAUAGACGCAAUGGACAACUUCACACACUGCCUGCAGAAACUGUACGUAGCCAAGGUCAGGUUUCAAGUUCUAUUGUGAUGGUAGUACAGCCAGCUGCAGUUGCGGCAUGCUACAGCAUUGUAAAUGGUGGCAUGAACCGUUUUGGAACUAUAGAAAAUCGUGUUCAGGGCACUGGCUUUGAGACUCUGCCCUUGCAAUCUUCUGCUCAAUAUCCUCAAAACUAUGGAAUGAUACUUUUGGGCCCAUGAUUGUUUCUGCCUUGAGGCAAAAACUUAAAAAUAAGAAACUUCUGUCUUCUUUUGCUGCUUCUUGGUGGAUUACAGAGGGCUACAUCUCUUGUUGGAGUAUACACUUCGCUUCAGAUUUGAGAACCCAGCAUGCUGUAUUAUGCAGUUUCACCGAGUGUUCGUUUCUGUAAUUAGCUUUAAUAUCACAGUUGCUUCAUACCGACAGUGUGCUACAAAAUGUAACAACUAUGGAUGCCUGAGUAGAUCUGAAUGUCAAUAUAUUCGCCCAACAGAAGGCGAAAUUCGCUCGGCCUAGCUGUGAAGAACUUGAAAGUAUGGGCAAUAUUUAGGAAAUUAUGAGAUAUGGGCAAUAUUUAGGAAAUUAUGAGAUACUUGAAUAUGUUGUAUUUCUGUAAUAUGGAAGUAGACGGGUGACAAUUAUUUUCCCAAUAUACUGAGGUAAAGGAAAGAUCUGGAUCUGAUGAAAAUGCAUGUGUAGUUUUCCA